Penicillium maclennaniae is the source of this 495-nucleotide messenger RNA. RefSeq lists its product as uncharacterized. The coding region runs from base 1 to 495 and encodes 164 amino acids. The transcript has a single exon. The record is from RefSeq and is a predicted model, not a curated record. NCBI's taxonomy places the organism in Eukaryota, Fungi, Ascomycota, Eurotiomycetes, Eurotiales, Aspergillaceae.
AUGCCUUCUCUCCGCACCGCUCUUCUUUUCCUGAUGGCCAGCUCUGCAACAGUCUACGCAGAGCACUUGAAGGUCGUCUGGUCAUCUGGUGACUUUUCAACCAUCUCCGGUCCUGCCGGCGGCAACACGAACGGCCAUUACUCUGGCUUUGCUAUCAUCAACGAUGCGGGUGAAGCUAUCUAUGACCAAGGCUUCCCCGACGACCAUGCACCUUGCUACAACACCGGUGACGGUCGGGAGUUUACCAUUGAGGGUGACUGCUGGAGUACCCCACGCAAGUUUAAGUGCAAGGCUGACUUUGGAGGCCACCCUGAAUCCUGCGAAGUCAAAGACGGUGAUGGCAACAGCCUUGGCACUGGAGAGGGACAGGAGGACACAACAUUCAUCGGUAUCGCGAUCGGCCAAGAUGCUAGCUGUGUCGUUGAGUUCGAAUCCGACAGUGACGGCUGCCCUGUUGAUGACGGCAACGGUCCCCUUCACGUCACCUCAGGCUAA